CACGACUGACACGUUAUAAAGCGACACACACACACGGCGUGUGAUCAGAAGAGUGCCUGUCCGAUAUAUCUAGUCCAGGCACAAUAGCCAACUUUAAAUCCGUCAUUAUCUAACAUUUAAUUUCUGAAUCACGGUAAAAGUAAAUUGUAUCUGAUCAUAUUAGUUUUGUGGAAUCAACGGAAUCGAUGAAGACCUUCAUUUGCGCAUGCGCGGUGGCAGUGUUGGUGGUAGUGGUGGAGGUAUGGGGUGAUGAACCAGUACUGCCUUGCUCACCUUGUUACAAUGUCACAUGCGGCGAUCCUCCGGAGAACUGCGAGCUUGACAAGAUCCCAUGUGGGUGUUGUCCCACGUGCGUUAGACUAGAGGGACAACUAUGCGAGCCUUUCGCCCCCAGAUGUGGUUACGGCCUGAAAUGCCUUACCCCCGGGGGAUUUUAUGACGGACGGCCCCCAUGGUACAUGCAACAUAUGAGAGGUGUUUGUGUCAAAGGCCCCCAGACACACACUGGCCCAAUCCUCAAGGCAGGAAAACCAUCGACAGCUCCGAUCGUGUCUGCCGCAGACACGGGCGACAAUGUGUAACUGCGGAGUGUCUGCCAUGUUUCGUGGUUACUCGCCUUACAUUUCGCAUGUGUGAAAUCUGUUGUCUCUCAAGGCAUGUGACAUUAUUCUUAUUUAAUGAUCAAAACUUUACUAAACAUGUAAUCACAUCAACAUCAACCUUUGUGCAUCGUACAAAUAAAUCAUUUUCAUCGA
Messenger RNA from Pecten maximus, 755 nucleotides. RefSeq names its product insulin-like growth factor-binding protein 3. The transcript is spliced from 3 exons. The record is from RefSeq and is a predicted model, not a curated record. The coding region runs from base 186 to 581 and encodes 131 amino acids. Lineage: Eukaryota; Metazoa; Mollusca; Bivalvia; Pectinida; Pectinidae. Gene Ontology annotation, cellular component: extracellular region.